Messenger RNA from Diaporthe amygdali, 2031 nucleotides. RefSeq lists its product as uncharacterized. Gene Ontology annotation, molecular function: DNA-binding transcription factor activity, RNA polymerase II-specific; RNA polymerase II cis-regulatory region sequence-specific DNA binding; zinc ion binding. Gene Ontology annotation, biological process: DNA-templated transcription; positive regulation of transcription from RNA polymerase II promoter by galactose. The transcript is spliced from 6 exons. The coding region runs from base 1 to 2031 and encodes 676 amino acids. NCBI's taxonomy places the organism in Eukaryota, Fungi, Ascomycota, Sordariomycetes, Diaporthales, Diaporthaceae. The record is from RefSeq and is a predicted model, not a curated record. Gene Ontology annotation, cellular component: nucleus.
AUGCCGGACGAAGCGGCACAGCCGAUUCACAAGCGCAGGCGGGUCACCGUGGCCUGCGACAGCUGCCGUUCUAAAAAGUCAAAGGUAUUCCUCUCACAGCUCCGUUGCGCCGGCUACGAUUUCAUCUGUACGUGGAACGAGCGGGAAUAUGACCGCUCUGCUGCCAGGCGGUCAUCGAAAACACCGGCAUCCUCUUAUGGCCCGCCCCAAUAUAACUCGUUUCACCAAUGCCAGCAUCUUGUCCGACAGCUUUGUGACGGCCUCUCUGAAGGGGCCAUGGCUGAGGUCGAGGAAAGUCUGGCUCUUAUACAGACUCAUCUUGAUCAGGCCGCCUCGCAAGGCACAACAAACUCCACAAAGCAGCACCAGAUUACAUAUUCAAGCUCCAACUCCCCUCAGCGGCAUGCACCGAGGUACCUAGGUGAAGUGAGCGACAUUCAAUUCUUCAAUCUGGCGAAGCGAACGUUAGGAGAUGUGGGGUCCUCCCCCGAGGAAGUUGAGGAAGUAGUCGACAGUUAUGACCAGGAGGAGGCCAUUCCCGCAAGACAGAUGCGAUAUGAGCUAUCUGUACUGCCCGACCCAGUAAAAGCUGAGGAAUACUUGGAGGCAUACUUCACCACCAUUCAUAUUGCAUAUCCUUUCGUUCCCAAGGCCUCAUUUAUGAGGACGUAUCGAUCAUUACGAUCGGGAGGCGAUAUUGAUAGCCUCAGUCCUGCUUGGCUUGGAUUACUAUAUGCUCUACUUGCCAUUGGAAGCUACUACACUUCCUUCCCUCGAGAUGAAGACUCCGAAGGAGAGCAAAAUCUCCAUAUGAAAUAUUUUUUGAGGUCUCGCCAUCUGUCCGGCUAUGAAAAUCUCGAGAGAUCGGUGACUCAAGUGUCAACACUCCUUGCGCGAUGUUUCUACUUGCUCGCCACUUCAAAGACAGACAGAUGCUGGAUCACUCUCGGUCUGGCCAUCCGACUUGCACAGAGUAUGGGCUUACAUGUAGAUCUCGCCACUGUCAAGAAAGGCCGCGAUCAUUUUGACUCGGUUUCUGAGCUACCGGAGAUUAGGAGAAGAGUCUGGUACUCACUAUACGUCUUAGAUCGAUUACUAGCUCUUCAGCUAGGUCGACCACCUGCUGUCUCCGAUGAGGAAUGCUACGUCUCUCUGCCUUCUGUCGUGGAUGAUAUGAAUCAUGACUGGGAGACAGAGCCUCUCCCCACCAUCUCGAAUGGCGAGAAGUCCGUUGGAGAGUACUUCCUGGAGAAUACGAGGAACCUGGAUGAGAUUCUCCUCGCAUGGAAGCAAAGGCUUCCUCGAUACCUUCGCUUUGAUGUAGGACAUGCAUUCGAGAAAUCAAUGAUAUUCAAGCGACAGUUCCCUGCAACAGAAUGUACAGUCAACGAACAGCACAGUCUGAUGCAGUGUUACGAGCAAAUUUGUAUCAGCGAGGCACAAGAAACCGCUCGGUUGCUACACAACGUCGGGGACGAGAAGGAGUUAGUACAUGACUAUCCAUGGUGGCAGAUGAUUUCCUGCCUCGUCUGUGCAGGGUCUAUCCUCAUCGUUGCUCAAGCCAUCUUGAAGCAGCGAUCUGAUCCGUUGGUCGAUGUCACGACACUAGGCGACGACGCGGAGACAUGUCUGGAAGUCUUUGAGGCUCUGAGCCACAACUCGCAUGGUGCUAGAGCUGCGAUGGGCAUGCUUCGGAAACUCAAGGAACAGAACAUGGUGCAAAUAAUCCCCAAUGAGCCGCACGAAACACAAUUUUCAGCCACACGUCCGAAUCCGGUGCAUCAAUAUCCAUUCCCGGCUGAUUACCAACAGCCAUUGGCAGCAGCAACGGCUUGGCACCCAGAGAGUAUGGGCGGCGCAUCCGAACGAAUGGAUCUUUCUUGGGGAUCAAGUGUACAGAGCACGAAUCCUUGGCCUUUGGAAAUUGGAGAUUCAAUGGCUUGGUCAACUCGUGUAUUCAAUGUUCUCCAGCAGGAGAUGACUGAUGAAAAUCACAGCGAAGUGAUAGAUACUGUGUCCCCGCCUGGGUAG